AUGAUGGGGGAUAAAGUGGUGAAGGAAUGUUGCCUUGUCCCGUUGUCCGGCGCGCACCCAUCGAUCGUCAUCAAAUCGGAACAGAUGAUGGUCGGUCGCAGCCCGCAAACGUUAAUUCAGGAUCCGAACUGUUCACGUAACCAAGUUUGUUUGAGAGCCUACGCUGAAGAUGCUUACGUGCUGGUGAAAACGCUCGGCCUCAAUCCAUCGGUGCUGAACGGCAAGUCACUGGAAAGGAACAUCGGCUACGAAGCGUACGAAGGCGACGUGAUUGAGCUGCUGCCCGGGGCUCAUAAGUACAAAUUUGUGUUCAAAUACGAAGAAGCUCACAAACGGGUCGAUUCGGGAAAGGUGGAGCAGAAAGCACAAAGUGUCACCAGCACCGAUACUUUGGAUAAGGAACGCAAAACCACCGGAUCUGUUAGCAAGCGGCCACGCGAAGAACGAUCACCACAGGAAGCAACUAGUGACGGACACGGCGACCAAGCGUCAAAGAAGCGCACCAAGGAGGACAAACCGUCGCCCGAGGAAUCGUACGGAUCGCUAAAACCCGCGACGAGCGGUGUUUGGGAAUCGUUGGACAAGAAACAGCUGCACGUCUAUACGAGCGCCGGUGUCGUGGCAUCGACGAAAAUUGCCGCCUACGACAUGGACGGGACCCUGAUCAAAACCAAAUCCGGCAACGUGUUCCCGAAAUCGAUAGACGAUUGGCAGAUCGCUUUCCCGGAGGUACCCGGCAAGCUGAAAUCGCUCAACGCGUCCGGCUUCAAGCUAGUUAUCUUAACCAACCAGGCGGGGAUCGGCAAGGGCAAGCUCCGUAUCGAGGACUUUCGUCAGAAGAUUGAAUCCCUGAUUCGCAAACUGGGCGUUCCGAUGCAGGUGUUCAUCUCGACCGGCUCCGGGAUGUACCGGAAGCCGAGGAUCGGCAUGUGGCAAACCCUUUGCGAGCAAAAGAACGACGGUGUCACCGUUGACAAGGGACGUAGCUUCUACGUCGGUGAUGCUGCCGGUCGGCCUGAGGUUAAAAAGCCCGUCAAGCGAAAGAAAGAUCACUCCAGUGCAGAUCGGCUGUUGGCCCUUAACGUGGGCGUUCCUUUUUUGACACCCGAACUCCAUUUCCAGAACAUGCCUGAGGCCCCAUGGACCAAGCCGGAGUUUGACCCGAAGGAAGCUUGUGAAGCUGGGGCUGGUUCGGCUCUGCUCUGGCCACCUGCCGCUAAGCUAACCAGUACGACUCAGGAAGCUAUCAUUAUGGUCGGGUUCCCGGGGUCGGGAAAAAGCCACUUUGUUCGCCAUCAACUCGUACCCCACGGGUAUGAGCUGAUCAACCGUGACACGCUGGGUUCGUGGCAGAAGUGCGUGGCAAGUAUGGUGGCUGCGCUGAAACAGGGAAAGCGCGUCGUGAUCGACAAUACGAACCCGGAUGCGGAGAGUCGCAAGCGAUACGUGGAGGUAGCGGCGCGGGCGAACGUACCCGUGCGGUGCUUCAUGAUGGACGUGGGAUACCGACACGCACGCCACAAUAACGAAUUCCGUGAGCUAACCGAUCGCUCGCACUCGUCGAUAUCGGACAUGGUGUUCAAUUCGUACAAGUCCAAAUUUAAAGAACCAUCACUCCAGGAAGGCUUCAAAGAAGUCGUUAAAGUUAAAUUCAUCCCAGAGUUUUCCUCCGCGGAUGACGAAAAGCUUUACCGAAUGUUUCUUCUGGAAAAAUAAUGCUGGAAUUUUGUUGGAAGUUGUUUGUAAAA
This is a messenger RNA of Anopheles cruzii, 1748 nucleotides long. RefSeq lists its product as uncharacterized. Gene Ontology annotation, biological process: DNA repair. The record is from RefSeq and is a predicted model, not a curated record. The coding region runs from base 1 to 1716 and encodes 571 amino acids. NCBI's taxonomy places the organism in Eukaryota, Metazoa, Arthropoda, Insecta, Diptera, Culicidae. The transcript is spliced from 3 exons. Gene Ontology annotation, molecular function: double-stranded DNA binding; protein binding; ATP-dependent polydeoxyribonucleotide 5'-hydroxyl-kinase activity.